Molecule: messenger RNA, 258 nt
Organism: Geodia barretti
Lineage: Eukaryota; Metazoa; Porifera; Demospongiae; Tetractinellida; Geodiidae
Source: the annotation of a GenBank genome assembly
GGCCAUAUAUUGGUGUGUACGUGUAUAAUGACUUCCUAUACAAAAAAACAGUGGGAUGCUACCGCUUUAUCCCCCUGUCCUUCCACCUUGUCCCGUUGUGCUCUAGGAACAGUCAGAGCCGUCUCUCCAAGAAGAACAAUGUCAUGAGCAUUCUUCAAUACCGGACAGUGUAUGGUGGUACUUUUUUCCUUUGUCGACACACAUCGAUAUUGCACAGUAUGUGGUACUUCAUUCCUUCAUCGACAAACAUCCAUGCUG